GGUCGACUUUUUCAUUGUCUUUUGCACUUUGAUAAAGACCACGUGUAACUCAGCCACCAUGAAAUACCUGGUGAUCUUCCUUGCUACACUCAGCCUAGCCUGGGGACAGGAAAUCCAUUGCCACUGUGUCACUGCCGUCACCGUAGAGGAUGGAGCGGAGCUGAUCCAUGGCCUGCCCUUCACUGAGGUAGUAGAUUGUAGCAACUUUGAAGAAUGUGAACUACGCUGCAGUGAGGAGUUCACGGAGCUGACCAACGGAGGUGACUUGGACUUCGUGUUGGACAAUGGCAAGGUUGUGGGACAAGUAGCCUGUGAUAACUUGGCCAAGGAAGGAUAUCAAGACCUAGAGCCCAGCGAGGUGUACAUGUACAGCAGCAUCUGCCACGGUCCCUGGCUGUACAACGGUUUCAAGAGUCAGCAGAAGCUGUGUUGUGAAGGUGGACAGUACACGCCCUGCUAAUACCUUAUACCAUCAAGCCCUUACCCAAACCCGGUCCUCCUGAAAUACGAAAUCAAAGUAAGGGAAAAACGAAAAUCCCCAAUUAUCAUUUACUGAAGACACAGUUUUCUCUAUAUAUGUAACAUGACAUAUCAUACAUUGAUAUAAGCAACAACCAAUACUUUUAUCUUCAUAUUUCUACAAUAAAAACAUACAACAAUGUAA
Molecule: messenger RNA, 664 nt
Organism: Homarus americanus (American lobster)
Lineage: Eukaryota; Metazoa; Arthropoda; Malacostraca; Decapoda; Nephropidae
Exons: 4
Coding region: 59-460 (133 amino acids)
Source: RefSeq, a predicted model, not a curated record